This is a messenger RNA of Parnassius mnemosyne (clouded apollo), 2407 nucleotides long. Lineage: Eukaryota; Metazoa; Arthropoda; Insecta; Lepidoptera; Papilionidae. The record is from the annotation of a GenBank genome assembly.
GUACUACAAAAAACAUAUUCCAGCUACCAACUAUGAUAACGUUGAGCAUAUUUUAAGAGUGUUAAAUGGUAUCGGAGAGAACUUGAAAUUUCGCUAUGAUGAAAUAACAAAAUUUGUGUCUAUUUCGGUAUUGGAUAAAAAUAUAACAUCCGUAACAUUAUCACCCAAAUUAAGUUUACAGCUAGGUUAUGAACCAAAUAAAAAUCUCCUAGAGAGAAAUUUUGGAAAGUGUCCUGCUAAUUUACACUUAGGGUUACCAUCUCAACUAUUUCUAUAUUGCGAUAUUAUCGAUCCUCAGAUUGUGGGUGAUGUUAUGACUCCUUUAUUAAGAGUCAUUUCAUUAGAUCCUACAAAAUACAUUUAUGGUGCAAAUAAAAUGCACGUUUUCUCUCAACCUCACUACUUACCUGUUAUGCGAAGAGAGUUCGAUACGUUGGAAAUAGUUAUAAGAUCGAGUACAGGACAAAAAAUACCAUUCCAGUUUGGAACCGUGUGUAUUAAACUACAUUUCCGAAAAUUAUAAUAAUGAAUUCUCUUCGUGAUCAUCAUAAAUGUCCAUAUGAAAAUUAUUAUACACAUCAAGCUGGAUCAGGAGUUGGAGUAAUUUAUAAGGGUUCACCAUAUCAACGCGGUCAUGGUAUUGGGAGCUUCUUAGGGGGGUUAUUCAGAUCAGUUUUACCUUUACUUUCAAGUGGUGCUCGAGUGAUUGGUAAGGAGGCAUUAAGCGCUGGAGUAGGACUUUUAUCGGAUAUGGUUCAAGCCCGUCCUAUGGAAGCCUCAAUAAAAGAUCGUCUAAAGCAAGUUAGUACGAAUUUAAAACGAAAGGCUGAUGAGAAAAUUGAUCAAUUUAACAUGACUGGAUCUGGGUAUAAAACUAAAAGAAAACGAUUGACAUCGUUCAUUCCACCAUUAACUGCUAAAGUGAAAGCUGCGAAAAAACUUAGUCUAAAACCAAAAAAUAUCAAAGAUAUAUUUUCAAACUAAAUAUGUCUUUCCUUCAUAAUCAUUCUUGCGAGUGCGUUAAGUCAGAAUUGGAUUUGUUUGCACUACCGUCUACACAAACUAGCAUUGAAAAUGGAUUGUGGAUUCAUUAUAAACCAAUUUCAUCUCUUGGUGAUGAUGGACCUAUCGAGUUUCAAGUUCCUGGGACCGGCGAUGACUACAUAGAUUUGUCUCAUACAUUACUCCACAUAAAGGCAAAAGUAUUAAAUCAAGAUUCAACUAACUUGGUAUCUACUACAAUAGUAGCACCUGUAAAUAAUUGGCUGCAUUCACUUUUUAGUCAACUUGAUGUUUAUUUAAACCAAAAACUUGUAUCACCACCUAAUAAUACCUAUGCAUAUCGAGCAUACAUGGAAACCCUUUUAAACUAUGCCCCUGCUGCUAAACAAUCUCAUCUUACUUGUAGUCUUUGGUAUGAGGAUACAGCAGGAAAAAUGGAUUCUACAGAUGGUAAAAACAUAGGAUUUGUUAAAAGACAGGAAUUGAUUAGUGAAAGUAAGGAAAUAGAAAUGAUUGGUCAUCUUCACGGUGACAUUUUUAACCAAGAUAAAUUUUUAAUUAAUGGUGUUGAAAUGAGUGUUAAAUUGGUUCGAUCAAGAGAGAGUUUUAAUUUAAUUGUUGGGUCGAACGAUGUAAAGUUUAAAGUUUGCAUUACGGACGCAACUCUUAUUGUGCGACGAGCACGAAUUAAUCCAAGUGUAUUACUCGCACAUCAAAAAGUUUUAGCUUCUACCACUGCUAAAUAUCCUAUUACUCGAGCUGAAGUAAAAGUUUUAACAAUUCCUUCAGGUGUUCAAGGAAAAACUCUUGAUAAUAUAUUUUUAGGACAGGUACCGAAAAGAUGUAUAAUUGGAUUUGUGAACAAUUCUGCAUUUAAUGGUUCCCUUACUAAAAAUCCAUUUAACUUUGAAAACUAUGGUAUUAAUUCUUUCAGCUUAUAUAUUGAUGGUCAACAAAUACCUUCAAAAGCUUUGCAACCAUCUUUUAAUAAUAGCAUAUUUACAUCAGCAUAUCAUACUCUAUUCUCGGGAACUGGUAUUCACUUUCUUAAUGAAGGAAAUGGAAUCUCUUGUGAACAGUAUGGCAAAGGUUACUGUCUAUUAGCAUUUGACUUAACUCCUGAUUUAUCAGCUAACUCAUCAACUCAUUGGAAUCUCAUAAAGCAUGGUAGUGUAAGAAUAGAAGUACGAUUUGAAUCCUCAUUAAUACAAACAAUUAACUGUAUAGUUUAUGCUGAGUUUGAUAAUAUUAUUGAGAUAGAUAAAAACAGAAAUGUUACUGUAGACUAUAGUAGUUAAGGUUAUAAUAUGUGUUGUGUGUUAGAUUUUAUGUGUUAUGUGUAAUGCAUUUUGUGUGUAUGUAACUAUGUGAAACGUUAUAAAAUUAAAUAAAACAAAUUGUAUGC